AUGAAUAUGCAGAAGAGAAAAGAUUUAACUUUAGCCGAUAAGGUUCGAGUGCUGGAAGCGCUGAGUCAGAAAAAGUCCCAGACUUCUUUGGCAGCUGAGUUUGGUGUUUCCCAGUCUCAGAUCUCAAGGAUUGGCAAGAACAGAGAUCUAAUCAUGGCCAGGUAUCUGCAGACUGACAAUUCCGACCGGAAACGGAACCGAGACGGAAAGAAUGUGGAUGUAGAAACAGCCCUGCUUCGGUGGUAUGGCCAAUCUCAGGCCAGUUCCGCUCCCCUCAGUGGACCAAUUUUGAUGGACAAAGCCAAUGAGCUUGCCGUGAAGCUGGACGCGAGGGAUUUCAUCCCGACCACCGACUGGUUGCAGGGGUGGAAAGAUCGUCACAAGGUUGGCUUAAGGAGGAGUGAAGUGAACUGUGAAUCUGACGCAGACUGUGUAGAAACAUGGGUGAAUCAGAUGCUGCCAGGAGUUCUCAAGGAGUUCCACCCGGACAACAUAUACUGCUGCAAGGAAACGCUGCUGUACUACAAGACCCUGCCCCAGUCAGACUCCACGGACUCCUCCAACCCUAGAAUGACGGUCCUCCUCUGCUGCAACAUGUCAGGGAAGGACAGAAUGGUCCCCUAUAUCAUUGGGGUGAGAAAGGAGUACGAGAAGAGCGUGAUGCCGCCCUGUAUUGUGAACAGCGACAACGCUCUCAUGACCAGUCACCUGUUUACAAGGUGGCUGCUGGACCUCGAUAAGACUCUGGAGAGGGAAGAUAGAACUAUCUGUUUGGUGUUGGAGAGGUGUGUGGUGCACGCUAUAGACUUUCCUCUCAACAAUAUUAAGUGGUACUACACACCUGCUUCUAAAGUGUUCCAGCUCCAUCCCCUCAGCCUUGGCAUUGUACGGAACUUCAAGUGUCAUUACCGUAGGGAACUGUUAACAGUGUUCGGGCUCCUACAGGGCAACAUUAACACCACCACCAGCGAGAACUUCUUUCACAACUUCAAUAUGACAGCAGCGGUGGGUCUGAUCGGCGACGCUUGGAGGAAAGUGACCAGCUCGACAAUCGUCACGUGUUUCAGUAUGGCUAUGUUUACGUCCGAGGAGGUUGACCCUGCAGGGGUGGAGUACAUCACAGCCCCGGAGAAUAUGACAGAGGAACAAUUCUCGGCAUAUGUUGAUAUAGAUUCUCAGCUUCCGUGCUUUGAGGAGCCUGAGUACUUGGACACUCUUCCGAUUUUAUCCUGGAAUGAAUAUGAACACCCACACAAGGCAGCUUCUCCGAUAGCUAGUCUUGCCGACUCGGAUCGAACACUUUAUGCAAGACCAGCAAAAGCAAUAAAACUUGACACUGACUCUAAGCCUUCCAUCAGGGCCAGUCUCCUUCAAGAAGUCACUGAGACCCGUCUGUCCAACGGCGUGGAGAAGAGUUUGAAGAGGCAUCAGGAGGAGACAACUCCGACGUCAGAUGCUGUCCCAAGUGCCAGUGAAGCUUUAGAGGCGUGUCGAGUCCUCCGACAGUUCCUAGAGCACCACGGGGUGGAGGACUUCAGUCCGUUCUAUGAAAUUGAUCUACAGGUUCGAUCAGUCAUGGCUGCAGCAAAGAGACUGAAGCUCAGAUCCAACCAUUCACUCAAGUCCUGA
Molecule: messenger RNA, 1629 nt
Organism: Haliotis rufescens (red abalone)
Lineage: Eukaryota; Metazoa; Mollusca; Gastropoda; Lepetellida; Haliotidae
Product: tigger transposable element-derived protein 3-like
Exons: 1
Coding region: 1-1629 (542 amino acids)
Cellular component (GO): nucleus
Molecular function (GO): DNA binding
Source: RefSeq, a predicted model, not a curated record